Molecule: messenger RNA, 3346 nt
Organism: Porites evermanni
Lineage: Eukaryota; Metazoa; Cnidaria; Anthozoa; Scleractinia; Poritidae
Source: the annotation of a GenBank genome assembly
AACCAGUUACCUUGUUGCAAAGCGCAAGUAGGUUUUAAAAUAACAGUUUCGUUGCAACUUUCUACUUUCUGCGCGGCACACGGCUUGAUUGGUAUUCAAAUGAAGAUGACUAAAAAAGACUGAUGGUUACUUGUUUAAUUGGCGUGAAGGUAUGUCUUAUGUAAUGGUCUUUGCUGAAUAAUCGAUUGGACGUGCUUUUAAUCUAGUAUGACUAAUUACUUUCAUUAAAUAGAAAGCGUCCAAUCUUGGAACAGGCCAGCCAAAACGAGGACCUGAAAAGAUACGAAGCACGACAAAAGAAGCUGAUUCCUUAACUUGUGUCGUGGGAAUCUUUUCAAGAGCGUUGCUUUUGCUAUCGUUGGUAAGUAAACAAUUGUUGGCGGCCAUGAUUGGUGACCCUUUGUUUUACUACUUAUAGUUGUAUGUAUGUAUCAACUUUAUUAAAAGAGGGUAACGCAAAACAGUAAACUGAUAAACCUGCGGCCCUCAUCAUGAAACAGUUAACAAUUUCAAUUAAAAAUAUACCUAGAAUAAUCCGAAAAUUACAAUUAAAAAUACAACAGUAAAAAGUGCAAUAAAAAGUUGUGAAUAGGAAGUUAUCAAACAAUAAACAUACUGAGCACAGAAAACUAAGAAGAUGCAUAAAAGUCAGUUAAGGCCUUUUUAAAACCAUGCACACAUUCAAUACGUUUUACUUCAUAUUAUAAAGGCCGAAAGUCAGAUUUUUAGACCUAAAUGAAAUACGCGAAUGUAAAAUGUCCUGACUGGGCAUUUUUAUGCAUAUGCAUGACUUACCACAAUGGAUUUUAAAAAAUGUCUCGUGAUCACACACACGUUAAGGGUCACCGGAUUAUAACUUAUGGACAUUUGAUCGAAUUCCGGAAAAAAAAAUGUCAAAACAAAUAAAAAAAAACCACUAUGUCAUUUCGUGUUUUGGUUUGAUUAAUUAAUUUGUGAGAAGUAUGAAACGGUAAUAAAUCUUUGGACAUGACGGGGACAUGACUCCUUCAAUGCUAAGGGAAUGCGACAGGGCUGUCUUAUAAUUUAUACACCAUUAGGCUUCAAAUCAAGAAAAUAAGGUGAUUGUUUGUUAGUGGAAAUAAUUCUAAUUUUCAUGGAUGUCUCCAGUUAGUGACUUCAAAAAAGAAAUUCGAGAGCCUUGCAGAAAAGAAAAAAAAGGAUGAACAAACUUAAGAUUAAAAAGUUAUUAAAAGUGCAGAACUCUCGAGUCGUAAGUCGUUUAUUACUAAUGACCCUUGUCUAAAAUAACUGGCUGUCAAUUUUUUAAUUUAUUUUUUAUUGUUCUAAUUCAUCUUAGCUCCAGAUACAGACGAGUGGUUGUUAUGGUUGCGGUAAUGACCAAGUCACGUGGAGAAGGGACAAUGCGGCACAGAAUGACACGUGUCUGCCCUGCAUCGACUGCCCGGAUGGAAUGGAGUCCUCUAUUCGGUGCGGAGGGGUUGCGAAAUAUGGAACAGACCUGCACUGUGUGGCGUGCAAAGUGGGAAUGUAUUCUGAUUCCUAUGGUAAAGAACAGUGUAGGCCAUGUUCUUUGUGUUCAGAGGGGAGGUCAGUUAAACGUAACUGCUCUGCAUCGCAAAAUAGACUAUGUGGCUCGUGCAACUAUGGUUACUACAUGAAUGAUGUUGUCUCAAGCUGCCUGUCUUGUUCCAUCUGCUGUUGGGAUGGUAAAGACCAAUUAGAGAGUCAGUGUAUAGAACAGGGAUUACCAAACCAUCGGCAAUGCAGACCGAGACACAAAGAUGGCUGUGAUCUAUCGACAACAGCAACCAAAGAAAGCACAAGAACUGAGGGCAGGAUCGUGAUCACCAGUCCAACUACAAUAAAGAGAACAAUUCAAACGAGAAAAACCACGUCGAGAAUUUCAGUCACGGUACAAGACGACAGCACCAAAAUACAAUCAAAUAAAAGUACUACACCUUUCCAGUCGCUCUCAACUGCCACGGAACAGCUGGAAGAAGAAAUAACCAAGCGUAAGCCCACGCCCCAAACAGCUCUGACCCGACACCCGAGAAGAAAGAACCGAGAAAACACUGCAUCUACACACUUAACCACGAGGGUGUUUUCUUAUGGUAAAGAUGGAAGAUCUCUGGCAGAGAGGAGCGAAAACGAGAGGAGAAUUAUCGUCGCCGUUGUUGUCAGUAUGGUGGUUCUAAUCCUCUUGGCUGUCAUUAUCAAAAGGAACACUGUUGGAAACUACUUGAUAUGGAUGAAGUGUCGUCCCGUUUGUAGGUCUCGCGAUUCCGAGCUCGGUGAAGGUACUGAGAGAAGCAGUUUAGACGAAAGCAGAUCAUCAGUCGUGGUUGUCCCUGAUAUAAAUGGAGUUCAGGGAGGUAAGUGCAGUUUUCUUAAUGUUCUUUCUUCCAUUCUUCUUACUAAAUUUCCGGAUUCCAGUAUAAAGAGAUUAUGGAUGGAACUUGGUCGCUUUUGCAAUCGCUUUAUGUACUUGCAUGGUCUUACAAAUGAAGCUUGUUGUUGUUGUUGCAAAAAAAGUGCAUAGGCGAUAUGCUACGACUGGAAAAAAUAUGAUGCAAAUAUGUGCAGCGAAACAAAGCCUGUAUCUAGGGCCGCAGAAACAGAGAACACUGCAUCCAGAAAUACGUUUCACUCUCUCAGGAAACUUUUAAAAGUUUAGAACCAGGUGGCAAAAAUACACAAGAGACUUCCGUGGAAGUGAACUUCCAGCAUGAAAUUUCCGUGGUACCUUUUUUGAGGUUUUAAUCAUUUCAUUUCUAUAUUUCUUACAGUUCUGUCUCCUUUGAAUACACUCAAAUAUCUUUCAUUAGACGCUUACGAAAAAGUCUGGAAGCGAAUGGACAAACGACCCGAAGGAACAAACAAAGGUGACUUUAAAACUGUAGCUCUAGAGUUCGGGUUUGAAGAGGAAAACAUUUGGGAACUAGAAAAGGAAUUUAAGACGUCUGGAUCAGGAAGUCCUUCAAGACAACUGCUAGAGGCCCUAGAAACAAGACGACCUAAGUUAACUGUGUUUGAAUUUAUUAUAGUGAUGAAGAAGCCAAACAUCGAUAGGGACGAUAUCGCUGACAUCCUUCAAGAUUACGUUUUCAAAUGAACAUCACUUUUUCAAAACUGAAUACCUUCACGCUCUGUAAUUACCAUUCCACAUAGUAAAAUUGUAUCGAAACUGUAGGACCGUCCAGCUGAGUACCAUACCUAUCGUAAAACGGUAAAGCCCAAAAAAGCAGGGUGCGUUCCAGUGGUACGACAGCUCACCCAAACACAAAAAAUCCAAUAUGCCGACGCAUAGAAGUCCUUCAAAGAAGCCGGGAGUUUGUAAACUCUUUCUAAAUGUUAUCUUUCGUUU